AUGUUUUGUCUACGAAGCUGGUUACCUCUCCUAUUCAUCCCGACCAAUGCCUCCCCGCUUUUCAUUGUCUCCUUCGUCACUCUGACCUACAUUCUCCAUCGUCCAUGUAUCUACUGCUCAGCUCUUCUUCUAAUCCUCUUUAUCUCAUCCUGUCAUUGGUCCGAUCGCUGUUUCUUUGACCUUCGUGGUGACUGGUUUGCACCUCGCUACUCUUCCGACCCGAGCGCCUCUUUGGUCGUUCCCAAUGAGACAGUCGCCGGCUAUAUCUUGGAGACUGUGAAUACUACGACAAAGACCCUGGCGGGUGUAGUAGUCGACGAGGCGCAACGUCGUCUGGCGCUGAACGGGUCCUCGGCCGCCGCAGGAAUGGGCGGAUUGGGACAGGAGGAAUGGACUGGGGUCGGGCUGGAGUGGUUGCGCAGUUUGCUUGGACGACGGGAGUGGACGAUACCCUGUGUCGACGUCAAAGUCCGACUAUAG
This is a messenger RNA of Aspergillus pseudotamarii, 480 nucleotides long. RefSeq lists its product as uncharacterized. The record is from RefSeq and is a predicted model, not a curated record. The transcript has 2 exons. Lineage: Eukaryota; Fungi; Ascomycota; Eurotiomycetes; Eurotiales; Aspergillaceae. Bases 1 to 480 code for a protein of 159 amino acids.